Molecule: messenger RNA, 1287 nt
Organism: Salvia hispanica
Lineage: Eukaryota; Viridiplantae; Streptophyta; Magnoliopsida; Lamiales; Lamiaceae
Biological process (GO): potassium ion transport; proton transmembrane transport
Cellular component (GO): mitochondrial inner membrane
Source: RefSeq, a predicted model, not a curated record
AAGCACUCAUUUAGCUCUGAAACACAAUUUCUAAACAUCGCCGCCGCUCUAUGUUGUAAUUUCCAUACAUUUUCGUUUUCAGAUUCCAUUUAUCUUCUCGAGUUCCUUCUCAAACAGCAAACAGCUCUUGAUUCUACGAUUCAUUCUAUUUAUUCAUCGUAGAAUUUCAAAAUGAGGGCUAAAGUUGUGGUGUUUCCGAUCAGAGGAAGGAAUUGGUGUUUCAGCCGAUCGAUUGAUCCGUCGGCCGCCGCCGCCCAGUCAUCCACCGCUCCUUCGACAGUAAUGGAGCUCUGGAACAAGCUCUCCAGCAGUAAGCCCUCCGAGGACUCGAAAGUUGAGCUCGCCGUUGAUUUCUUCGCAAACAAGAUGAAUGGAGCCUGGACUAAGCUGGAGAAGGCGCCCCAAGGAACUUUGAAGAAUAAAAUUCAUGGGCUUGGAGUGAAGUUGUUGUCACGUGUGAAGCCGUCAGAAAUCUUCUUUAAAUCUAUUCCAAAGGAGAUUAAUAGAGUGGAUAUCGUGUAUCCAUCGAGUUUGAAUCCAAGACUUGUUCGCCGAAGACUCCGACAUCUAGCGUACAGGGGAUCUGUUAUUCAUACGAAAUACUUCUACUGCUCAGCCAUAAUGGUGCCUUUGACAUCAGUUUUCAUGGUUCUUCCUUUGCCUAACAUCCCAUUCUUUUGGAUCUCAUUCCGCGCCUAUUCUCACUGGAGAGCAUCACAGGGAAGUGAAAAGCUGAUGCACUUAGUCACUGACGCCUCCUAUCAGCCCAAUCAUUCUGAUCAGACAGCCAAAAGCGAAGAUAGUUCCUCACAAGAUAAAAAUAGUGAAAAUUCGACGACCUCGCUAUUCGUUUUUCAGCCUUCGGAGGAGCUGGAAAAGCUUAUCCAAAACAAGGAUGAUGACAGUUGUCUGAGCGAAUGUGCGAUAUCAAAGAUUUGCCAGAAAUACCAUCUUAAUGUUGCAGAUGUGAAGAAAUACAUCGAUUCAGUUUAGUCAUCAGUUUUAGUUAGUUUCUUCAGCUGCUUUUCCAGUUUAGUGAAUUCCAUUCAUUCUUGGGGAUUUUUUGGCUAGUUAACCUUUGUUUUUAUUGGUUAGAAUCCGAGCAAAUCUGUAUAUGUUUGUCGUGGAAAAAAGCAAUAAAAAUUGCCCAUUAAGGCAAAUGGUGCAAGAGGCUAGAAUCUGGGAUCAUGAAUCCUUAAUUUUGGGACAGAUACAGAAUUGUGAUUUACCAGUACAUUGUUAUGUACUUAACUUAAGAAAUGUAACUUCACAUUUGCUGUUUUCUCA